AAAAUCGAUUUUUUUUUUUUUGUCUAAUUAAAUUCUAUAACAUCUCUAGAAUAUUGUCCUAAAUUUUCAAAUUGAUCCGAGUAAUAGUUUCGGAGAUACAGCCCUGAAAAGACGGACGCUCCAGGUCAGGUAAUUCAAAGUGUCUAGAGCCGUUUAAAGUGUCUAGAGCCGUUUAAAGUGUCUAGAGCCCAGAUAAGCCAGAGUUCGUCAUCGACAGGAGCAAAAGGAUGCCCUGGACAUUGCAGCUGCAGCAGGUUCUCUACUUUAUGGCCCAGGAAUCGACGAUUCAAUAUAAUCCUGAAAGAAGUUCUGCUGACAACGCGGAGGCACCUUUUUUCCGAGGGACUGCCGGAAAUGGCGUCGUAAUGGCCGCCAUCUUGAUAUUUUUUUUUGAAAAUUUCACAAAAUGUUUAUUAAAUAUGUAUCUUUUAAAUCAUAAAAAGUUUCAUCUAAAUAUUUCAUUUUUUACAUGCAAAAAAAAUUAUUGAAAAAAGGCCGUUUUUUGCCCGACGAAACCCAUGUAACCCCUUAAAUCACCAGCAGAUGUACCUCUGCACUUCACCCGAACUUUCGCUUCCAUUCUCUCCGACGUGUUGUAUGUUUAUCAAUGAACAUACAUUCACACAAUUCGCGAUAAUAUUCCCCAAGACCGAUCGGUUCAUUCUGUCAUUACAGUAGCUGUGAAAUUAUUGCAUUUGGCAAUAAAAAAAUCGGGGGAUUAAUUAGCUGAUCGAGAUCUGUUGGAAAGCACAAAGGGAGUGAAUUUUUAUUUUUCUAUUGUUGUUUGGAUGAGGAGAAAAUAAUCUAAUCGUUAUGAUGAACGAGCACGAGGCUUUGGAGAUUAAGGUCGAGCCGAGUUCGGAUGAGGAACUGAAGAUACAGAAGCGUCGGGGCCUUAUCCAUCAAAUGACAAUGAGUAUUUUUGCCAAUAUAUCGAUACUCGGACCAGCGAUGGGGUUUGGCUACAGCGCUGUCAUACUGCCGGUCUUGAAGAGUGGCAGGAGUGAUGUGACGAUCGAUGAGGAUCAGGGAUCUUGGAUCGCUAGUGCUGCAGCCUUCGGGACCCCGAUCGGUUGCAUCCUAUCGAGCUUUGUAAUGCGAAGAGGUCGAAGACUGAGUCUCCUGGUGACAUCGACAUUCUCAUUGAUCGGAUGGCUAUUGAUCUACAUGUCCACGAACUACGAAAAACUCAUUGUCGGGAGAAUCGUGGGAGGAAUCGCUACCGGUCUUGCCUCGGUACCGGCGACUGUUUACACAGCGGAGAUCGCCGAUUCCGAGUGGAGGAGCACCCUGGUCACGUGGAGCAGUAUGGCGAUAGCCCUAGGAAUUCUCCUCGUCUAUAUAUUCGGGUAUUUCAUCCAGGAAAACUGGCGACUGAUAGCUCUCCUCUGCGGUCUCUUCCCAGCUGCGGCGAUAAUCAUAACGAUCCUCGCGAUUCCCGAGUCGCCAAUUUGGCUGAGGGACCGAGGUCGCAUGGACGAGGCCCGAGUCGUGAUGAAGAAAUUUCGUGGCGUUCCAAAGGACCACCCGAUCACUGCCGAAGUCGAAGCCGAGCUUCGUCACGCCCGCCAUCACCAGAGGAACCAGAAGCAAUCGUUGCUGAAGAACAUCGCGAAACGAAGUUCUCUCUACCCAUUCGUGAUAAUGCUGGCUUACUUCUUCUUCCAGCAAUUCUCCGGUAUUUUUGUGAUCGUUUACUACGCCGUCGACAUCACCGCCGAGGCGGGAAUGAAGAUGGACAAGUUCAUAGGCGCCAUUUUGAUAGGAAUGACACGACUGAUUGGUACCCUAUUGGUGGGGUAUGUGUCCAAGAUAUGGGGGAAGAGGAAGCCCUCGAUUGCUUCUGGAGCUGGAAUAACGAUUUUCAUGGGGAUCUUGUCGAUUUACUUGUACCUCCAGGGCAAGGGCCAACAAAUCAACGAUCACGGUUUUAUUCCCGCCAUUUGUAUUCUCAUGUACAUCUUCAUGAGCACCAUUGGAUUUCUCAGUUUACCCUUCGCCAUGAUCGGCGAAAUAUUUCCAACCAAGGUCAAGGACGUUCUCUCUGGCUUAACAACCUGCGCCGCGUAUAUAUUUAGUUUCAUAACGGUUAAAACUUAUCCCAGUAUGUUAAAUUCAAUGGGUAAACACGGGGUUUUCUUCUUCUACACGAUUAUCUCGCUCCUGGGAACGGUUUUUGUCGCCAUGUUCCUGCCCGAGACCAGGGGAAAGACACUCCAUGACAUUGAUGUGCUCUUCUCGAAGAAAAAUAGGCAAACGGUGGUGCAGGUGCAGGUUAUGGAGAACCAGAAGAUGGUGCCCAUGAAAGACGUCACUGCCGCAUAAAGUGAUUUUUUAAAAAUUAAUUAAGUUCAUGCACUUCUCGGAAACAUUGUCCAGCACAAGGGAGUGCGUAUGAAUUUUAAGGGAGAAGGGAAAUUAGUAGAGAGAGGUUGUGUUCAGAUACUGUACUUCAUUCCAAUACUGAGAGAUUUUUAAGUGUUAGAAAUUAAGGCCCAGGCUGAGGCACCAGUCGAGAGUUAGUCCCGGAGAUUUUCGGAUUCUCAAACCCGAAGAUUGUUAUUUCUUAAAAAAAUUGAGGACUGAAUUAUGAUCUCGUGAAUAAGUGCACAUUGACGUUGAUCUUUGUAUAUUUUUUAUUACGAAAAACUUGAGUCUUAAAUAAUAAAUAUUACCACAAAAUGACAA
This is a messenger RNA of Diachasmimorpha longicaudata, 2688 nucleotides long. RefSeq names its product facilitated trehalose transporter Tret1-2 homolog. The coding region runs from base 814 to 2325 and encodes 503 amino acids. The record is from RefSeq and is a predicted model, not a curated record. Lineage: Eukaryota; Metazoa; Arthropoda; Insecta; Hymenoptera; Braconidae. Gene Ontology annotation, biological process: transmembrane transport. Gene Ontology annotation, cellular component: membrane. The transcript has 6 exons. Gene Ontology annotation, molecular function: transmembrane transporter activity.